Messenger RNA from Suhomyces tanzawaensis NRRL Y-17324, 1530 nucleotides. RefSeq names its product casein kinase 2 catalytic subunit (gene CKA2). Gene Ontology annotation, cellular component: protein kinase CK2 complex; nucleus; cytosol. The coding region runs from base 406 to 1398 and encodes 330 amino acids. The transcript has a single exon. The record is from RefSeq and is a predicted model, not a curated record. NCBI's taxonomy places the organism in Eukaryota, Fungi, Ascomycota, Pichiomycetes, Serinales, Debaryomycetaceae. Gene Ontology annotation, molecular function: protein serine/threonine kinase activity; ATP binding. Gene Ontology annotation, biological process: regulation of transcription by RNA polymerase III; protein phosphorylation; regulation of transcription by RNA polymerase I.
GCAGCCUCCUCCCGCCACUUUGGCACUGUUCCAGGAGCACCCAAACUCCCCAGUGCCACCUUAGGAGCACACUCGGAGCUCGCUCGGAGCUCGCUCCCGCUACUGUCUCGCACCCGUCCCGCACCCGGCCCACCACUAGCUCUCCCUAAUUUAGGGCUCGCCGCCGCCAUUUUUCAGCAAAACGACCAAUAUCGCGAGCACUUUCUGCUAAUCUCAUCCAUUCACGACAAUCCACCAGUGUCACCACUCGUGGAACCAUCACCGAACACACAGUAACGGCCCCACCCUCCAGCGACCACCACCAGUGAUUGCACACCAGCACGUCCCCAACCACCCUCACCAGCGCUUGACUCAAGCGCAUCACAUUAGUCCAUAGCCAGCAACAACAAUCGUCCACCAACCAGCAUGAGUGUCAGCACCAGGGUAUACUCGGUGGCUCGCGUGUACGCCGACGCCAACAGCGUCCGUUCGGCCGACUACUGGGACUACGAGCACCACAAGAUCGGAUGGGGCAACAUCAAGAACUACGAGAUCAUCAGCAAAAUCGGCAGAGGCAAGUACUCGGAAGUGUUCCAGGGCGUCAACGUGCUAAACGACGAGCCCUGUGUCAUCAAGGUGUUGAAGCCGGUCAAGUUGAAGAAAAUCUACCGGGAAGUAAAGAUCUUACAGAACUUAACUGGCGGACCCAACGUUAUCGGCUUGUUGGACAUUGUCCGGGACGAACAGAGCAAGAUCCCUGCGCUCAUUUUCGAGAAAGUUAAUAACGUGGAUUUCCGAGUUUUAUACCCCAAGUUCUCCAUCUCCGACAUCCAGUACUACUUCACCCAGCUCUUGAUUGCAUUGGACUACUCCCACUCCAUGGGAAUCAUCCAUAGAGACGUUAAACCCCAGAACAUCAUGAUCGACCCGCUUACCAAGAAGCUCCGUUUGAUUGACUGGGGGCUCGCCGAGUUCUAUCACAUGGGAAUGGACUACAACGUCAGAGUGGCCUCCAGAUACCACAAGGGCCCGGAAUUGCUCAUCAACUUGCAGCAGUACGAUUACUCGCUUGACUUGUGGUCUGUUGGGUGUAUGCUUGCGGCCAUCAUCUUCAAAAAGGAGCCGUUCUUCAGAGGUGACUCCAAUAAUGACCAGUUGGUCCAAAUAGCAAAGGUAUUGGGUACAGACAAACUCAUGAAGUAUGUGGCAAAGUAUGGAAUUAAACUAAGCUCUGAGUACGAUGAUAUCUUGCACCAAUACUCUACCAAGCCAUGGGAAAGUUUUGUGAAUAAUGAUAAUAGACACAUGGUGAGCGAAGAAGUCAUCGACUUGAUCGACAAGUUGUUGACCUUUGACCACCAGUUGAGGCCCACUGCCAAGGAGGCCAUCGAGCAUCCGUUCUUCAAGUUGAGUUCAUAAGUGCUAGUAGAGCUAGCUUUUCGCAGUUCAAACCCGGAAAUUUCUGGGUCUACGUAAUGGUUACUGAUCUAAUGGAAGCAAUACGAUAAGUAGCUCUUAAUAAUAUUCGUAUAAUAACAUGAGUGUGAUUCA